Messenger RNA from Schistocerca gregaria, 1993 nucleotides. Its product is annotated as FYVE, RhoGEF and PH domain-containing protein 6-like. Gene Ontology annotation, biological process: intracellular signal transduction. Gene Ontology annotation, molecular function: metal ion binding; guanyl-nucleotide exchange factor activity. The record is from RefSeq and is a predicted model, not a curated record. Lineage: Eukaryota; Metazoa; Arthropoda; Insecta; Orthoptera; Acrididae. The transcript is spliced from 2 exons. The coding region runs from base 59 to 1603 and encodes 514 amino acids.
AGUCGAACUGAUAUUGCGAAUCAGAGUAAAAAGCAGUACAUAAAUGUGAGUGUUAUUAAUGGAAGAAAAUACUAUAAACGAUUGUAGCGUACCUCCGUGUGCCGGAAGUUCGACACAAGCGGUACCUCUUCCCAUCCCCGAUGCCUGUAAAAACCCACUAACUUCUACGGAAAUCAUACAAAAUACCCAUGCGCCAGUGACAAGUUUAGAUCCAGAUGUAUUUACCUAUUAUCUAAGCUUGUCAAGAGCUAACUUUCAGUCGAUCAUGUCUGAGUCCGUACCUUCAACCGAAGGCUCUUUGGCGAAAAUUAUUGAUGCCUCAUUCGAGUCUUCAAAAAUUUUUUCGACGCUUCCAUUAUUCAGGGAAAUUACGAUCAGUCCCCUAUCCAAAAGGAACAAGGCGAUCUUGGAACUACUGCAAACUGAACAAAAAUACAUCCUGAGUCUGCUCACCAUGGAUGCGAUCUACCGAAGACCCAUUCUGGAAGCGUCGAAAAGAAACUUGAUUCAAAUUUCAGAAAGCUUGAUAAACAGAAUUUUUUCUGUCCACCUGGACAAUAUUGUUCACGUGAACUUCAUGCUGCUUCAGGGAUUCGUAGAACGUAUUAACAAUUGGAGCGAAGUGCAGACACUGGGCGAUCUCUUGUUGAAUCUGGUGCCAUUUUUGAAGACAUACGUUUCGUACAUGAGCAGUUACGACAUAACGGUGAAAAUUCUGGAAGAUGUUGAAAACAAGACAAUAUUGAAGAGGUUUUUCGAAAAUCGGUAUGGGCCUCCUAUUCUUGACUUGCGCUCUUACUUGAUCAUGCCGGUUCAGCGCAUCCCUAGGUAUCGACUGAUGCUCAAUGAGCUGAUAAAACACACGCCAGAGGAUCACCAGGACUACCCGGACCUGACCCGCGCUCUUUCUGAAAUCAACACUGUCGCAAACCUGAUAGACGAGGCGGUAGCGUUCCAAGAGAAGAGAGACAAGUUGCUGAAGAUCCAGGCACUGUUAGAGGGAGAAAAGAUUCAAAUCUUUGAAGCGGGCCGCGUUCUUUUGGAGGAGGGCGAGCUACUAAAGGUAUGCAGGAAAGACCAACAAAAGCGCUAUUUUUGGCUGUUCAGCGACAUACUGGUCUACGCAAAGCAAGUUUUCAAGGGGAGGUAUUCUAGGGCGCGCAAAUUCUAUCUGAACAAGAUGCUGACCAGGGAUAUAAAAGAUGAUAAAUCUGUGUACAAGAAUGCAUUUAGAAUAGAAUCCGAAAAAAAAUCAUUCGUUGUAUUGGCUCAAAAUGAAGAAACGAAAAAGAGGUGGAUGGACGCCUUCUCGAUGGCAAUUUCAAAAUCAAAAAGUUCUGCUGAGACAAUAAAAGACAAAGACUCAAUGCGCUCUAACCUAAUUGCGCCUGUAUGGAUUCCAGAUCACGAAGCUCUAACAUGCGCCAACUGCGGCGUCAAGUUUACGAUCAUAGAAAGAAGACACCACUGCAGGCGGUGUGGCAAUGUAGUUUGCACUUCCUGCAGCAACCGAAAAAUGUAUUUGCCUGGACAAGGUGUAAAGAGAGUAUGCAACACUUGCCACGAAAAGCCUAUCGAUAAGAGAUAUUCUAUCGAUCCCUAAAAAAGAGUAUUUGAUCCUAACAGCAUUGCAGCGGGCUAUACACGCACUUUUAGUGCUGAAUCGAAAAUUUCAGAAAACUUGUACCAAGAACAUACACUUUGAGGUCGUUCAACCAAUUUGUGUCACGAAGGAGAACAUGAACGCAUAACUUCGCGCUUUUUGUACCCGCCUCAUCUCAGUUUUAAAGCAACGCCCGGCAGCCAAGGUUGCUUGGUGGACGAAGAGCAGAUCGAAUUCAGUUCUCGGAAUUCUCUUAUAUGGAGGAGAAGGGAGUACGCGGUAGCGCCGGAAAUUCGGGUGUUCGCGCGGACCACGAACUGCGUAGGUAUCAGCAUAAGAAAAUUGUGCCGGACAAUAUUGAAAAAAGAGUGGUUCUUUCUUGACACAAAA